AUGGCAUUUGUUGCCCUCAAACUCCUCCGCCUGGGCUACUCGCAAGCCAAGAAACACAACUCCAAGAACCAACAAUCCCAGUCUCAGGACCAGCAACCGCCUGCUCCUUACCCGAACUACCAGUACGCAAUGCCAGACUACUACCCCGGCGGCUACCCACCAGGCGUCGCCCCCGGCGGAACAUACCAGUACCCCAUGGCACAGCCACCAAUGGCACCGGCACCAGCGCCAGCGGCGGCGGCAGCACCACCACCAGCAGGCAAAGGCUCCAAGCUAGUCUCAAUGUUCAUGUCCGCAACGCGCUUCCUGCAGUUCGUCUUCGGACUGACCGUCAUCGGACUUUACGGCCAAGACGUGUCCUAUGACCAUCAAACCCUUCACACCUGGAACGCGAAUUGGGUGUUUGCCGUCGUGACAGCCUUCCUAGCGACGAUGACGACACUCGCGCACUUCGUGCUACCGUGCUGCCUGCGCCGUAUCAAGAGCAAUACGAAGCCGGGGUUGCUGCUGCCCCAAUUCUCGUGGGAGCUUCUGCUUUGUAUCCUGUGGUUGGUCCUUUUUGGGCUCUUUGGGAAGAUGUAUAUUGGUGUUUAUCCUGCUGGAGAGGAUACAGGUUCGGGAUCGGGUUCGAACUCGACUUCGUCUUCUACUUCCAACUCCAACUCGACUUCUUCGGUGUCGGGUUCGAAUUCGAAUUCAAAUAAUACUCUCUCGAGUAUUGUUAUCAAGAGAGAUACUGCUUCGGGACUGGGUGAUGCUGCUAAGAUUGAUCGCAUGCGCCAUGCUGUCUGGGUGGAUCUGCUAAAUCUGGUCUUUUGGUGCCUCACUGCCUCGUGGAUUCUGCUACGGUAUCUGAAGGCUCGACGGGCGGCGAAGACCGCUUGGAAUGAGUCUGGUCAGGCUGAGAAGGGCGAUGCGGCUUCUGGCUGA
Penicillium lagena is the source of this 930-nucleotide messenger RNA. RefSeq lists its product as uncharacterized. The coding region runs from base 1 to 930 and encodes 309 amino acids. The record is from RefSeq and is a predicted model, not a curated record. The transcript has a single exon. Gene Ontology annotation, cellular component: membrane. Lineage: Eukaryota; Fungi; Ascomycota; Eurotiomycetes; Eurotiales; Aspergillaceae.